AAUCAGCAGCAUCCUCUCGAUCUUACGUCAUUGGCCAUCACGAGUAUCAGCGCGCUUCUUGAUUAGUAUGUCUCAAAGAUAAAAAUAAAGAUUCAGAUACUUGGCCGUCUCGAAGCCUCUGGAACAACGAGCUCGAACAGCGCGAUUCGCGGCCGGAUGGCUCUGCGCUGCGAUCGCUGCAGGAGCAUUUGUGCUCAAUCUCUUACCGGUUCCGUUCGAGCGACAACUCGUCCCGUGCUUUGAGAUAGUCGGAAGUCGUCUUCGUAAUCAUACGCUUUUGAAACCUUAUGAUGAUGGCAAUAGUCGUCUUUAUAGAUUUGUUGUGCAUUUCUUCCCGGAUCUAAUCUUUCGUGCACCUCUUCCCAUUAUUUUUAUUGGAACUUUGACGGUCAAAACAAUUCAUGCAUGUAAUCAACGAAGCGUGGGAAAUGUACAGCUUACCUCUCAAAUCAACAGAAAUAUUCCUCUACGAUUAUACCUUCUCAACUUCAAAUUCAUUUUGUGUAAUACACUUUACAUGUUCAACACAAUUCUAUUAGAGCUUCUCGGUUACGGAGAAAGUGUUGAGUAA
Messenger RNA from Cylicostephanus goldi, 571 nucleotides. Lineage: Eukaryota; Metazoa; Nematoda; Chromadorea; Rhabditida; Strongylidae. The record is from the annotation of a GenBank genome assembly.